Myotis lucifugus (little brown bat) is the source of this 1234-nucleotide messenger RNA. Its product is annotated as atypical kinase COQ8A, mitochondrial-like. The record is from RefSeq and is a predicted model, not a curated record. The transcript has 3 exons. The coding region runs from base 10 to 723 and encodes 237 amino acids. NCBI's taxonomy places the organism in Eukaryota, Metazoa, Chordata, Mammalia, Chiroptera, Vespertilionidae.
CCCUGAAGGAUGGCUUCCAUUAUGGGGGAUGCGAUCAUGGUGCUCAAAGGCCUUGCCAAGCUGACGGAGGCAGCCGUGGAAACCCACCUGCAGCACUUCGGCCUUGGUGCGGAGUUCAUCAUGGCAGCCCGGGCCCUGCAGUCCACAGCUGCAGAGCAGUUCAGCAUGGUCCUGGGGACGGUGCAGGAGCAGGACAAGCAUGAAGAAUCUUACAUGUCGGAGAGCUUUGACGACCCAGAAUCAGAGUUCCACUUCUCAGGGCCAAGGGCCGAGGGCGCCUCUGCAGACUUCUCUGCAGCCUCCUCCCAGGACCAGCCGUUGUCUCCACCCCAGGAUUAUGCCAGCAGCAAGGGCCCAGCUCCUGCCUACGCUGACAGUGGACCCUUUAGGGAAGCUGGGCUCCCAGGGCAGACUGCCUCUCCUCUGGGCAGGCGGGACGGGAGGCUUUUUGUAGAUAGCAGAGCCCCCUUCUGUCCCACUGGCCUGCAGCGAAGGUUCUUCCACCAGGACCAGUCCCCUGUGGGGGGCCUUACAGCCGAGGACAUUGAGAAGGCCCGGCAGGCCAAGGCGCGCCCCGAGAGCAAGCCCCACAAGCAGAUGCUCAGUGAGCGGGCUCGGGAGCGGAAGGUGCCAGUAACAAGGAUUGGGCGGCUGGCCAACUUCGGAGGUAAGGCGGCUGUGUGUCUGUGCCCUCCCCUGCCCUGGCAGGCCAGUCCUGGCUGAGGGGGGCUGGCCUACCCUGGCCCCAGCAUGGAGGUGGCAGAGGGCGGGGCCCACAGGUAUCCUGGGGAAGUAGUACGGGCUCCUGGAUGUUUCCCAGGGGUGGAUGAUUCAGUUAUUGGGAUCCACUGUGCCUAAGCUCACCCUAGGGGUUGGUGUGGCUGAUGCCACACGGUGAGCUGCAGCUUUGCUUCUCAGGCCACGCUUGGGGUUCAGUGUCUGCAGCUUCAGCUUCUCCUACUACCUCGGCCUCCCCGCCAUUCAGCCCUGUGGAGGCCUCUGCAGGAAGGAGGCCGGAUAGUGAGGGAGUUCCUCACUGGGCCUGUGUGGCUAACUAGACAGAGUGGUGUUUGCUCCGGGAACCAGCCGUUUGGAGACCCAUUUGCCGGAUCCCCACAGGCUUGUGGGGCAUCAGUAAUGACAAUGAGGUGCCGAGGCCCUGAGCUGCUGGCAUUUCAAGUCCAUUCUAAGAUGCCGUAGAGCUGUGGGCUUUAUUUGUCCUUUUCUUUGGGGG